Molecule: messenger RNA, 2151 nt
Organism: Acaromyces ingoldii
Lineage: Eukaryota; Fungi; Basidiomycota; Exobasidiomycetes; Exobasidiales; Cryptobasidiaceae
Exons: 2
Coding region: 159-1979 (606 amino acids)
Source: RefSeq, a predicted model, not a curated record
GCUUUUACCUAUCUUCGAUUAGGCUUUGAAGUGGCUAAACGGGAAGAUUUGGACUCGCUCAAAGCUACAUCUAAAAGACGACGGACUCAUCGACGCUCAAGUGUUUCCCUCACUUCCAUGCCACCUUGCGACCGCAGCAGGCCUCGUCCAGUCCGACAAUGUACCUCGCUCGUCGUCACAACGCCAACAUUCUGGCCUGGCGACCAGGCUCGGGCGACCUCAGAUUGCCCGACGCUGUACAGACCAAGGCUCAGCUAAGUGACUUCAUCGAUGCGUACUUCAAGUUGCGCUUGUCGGACUCCUACUACGUGCAGAUCUACAUCCACACCGCCGGGCUUGUUCUGAUCAUGAUCGUGGGCUUCCUCACCAUGUUCAAGCGCGUUCGAGAAGGACGCUUCACCCUCUUUCGUCUGCAAGCCUCGACAGGUGGGGCAAUGGUCAUCGUCCCCCACAGCACCAACUGCCUGCUGUUCUUCAACUUCUUCUUCGGCGCUCUUUGGAUCGCCUUCGAGUGGAUUGUCGUCUCCAUCUUCCAUGGCCAUGCCAGCGCCUUCAUGCUUGGCUACUGGCUCCUAUACCCUUGGCUCCUCGUAUGGUUUGCCGCUUGGCUGUCCGUCUGGGGCAUGUUCCAUUCGAUUCCCAGCCUGCCCUGGCGACAACAGCAGCCAAACGUAAGCGGAUCUUCACUCUAUUGGCGAUGUUUGGCUGCAAGGGCGAGCAAUGCCUUCUUGGUACUGGUGCCCGUAGCGGUCUUGGGUUGUACGAUUGCCUCUUCGAUUCAGUUUGGCCGUCAUUACAGGACAAGCGACGAGCUUCGACAAGCUUUGCAAUUUGCCUUGGCCACUUCGAACGGUACGGAUCUGGCUGGACCGGAGGAGAAGGCCGCCGCCAUCGAGGUCUGGGAAAACUUCAAGCUGGCUUGGUGGUGGGGGACUGUCGGCUUCUGCGAGUGGACCGCGUUCGCCUGGCUCACCACUUUGUUUCAAUUCAUUGUGGGACUCGUGUUGACCUAUGAGCUCAUCGUCCGCAUGCGCCGGCUCGACAAUCAGGAGAACGACGACGACUUGAUCUUCUCUGUACCUCUCACGGAGCCUUUCCCGGUCGAGGUGGACGACGAAGAGGACAAUCUGGACUUCGCUGCGCGUCUCAGCGUACCUCCGCCAGCGGAGCUCGGCGACAAACAGCGCCAAUUUUCUUCGACAGAUGUCUCUGCACCUAAAGAUGGCGAGGGCCAAACUCCUGACCCAAAUCUUUGCUCGACGACCACGUCGCCCAGCCUGAGAAUGCCCGUUGAUAGACUCGGGCGUCACCGGCGUGUUCAGUCCUCGGUCGUCAAACGGGUGCGCAAUCGCGAGCUGCAGCGCGGGCUGAUCAACCUGCUCUUUCUUCUCGGUUGCCUCAUCUCGGCGCUCACUGCGUACUCGAUCAUCGUCACCGGCAUCACUGCAGUGGCCCUCGACGUGAUCAGCAAAAGUCCUGAAGCCCUUGCCUCGGCUUUCUAUCACUACAAUCUUGCCACCGGCUGGCUUAACAUCCUGUGUGGCGGGGGCAUCUUCCUCGUCUGCUUCCUUCAGUCAUACGAGAACUUCCUGUCCACAUUCCAUUCCUCGAUCAGCCUCGCGGCAACCAGUAGUGGUGGAGGGCAGAACGCGGCCGUGGCCGGUCAGUACGACAACCAACUCCAGGACGGGCGGUCCAGCAAUCCACUGGCCGUGCCGCGGACACGUCAGGGCUACGUGCGCAGAGCAAGCGACGGCGCGGCCGAUGAGCAAGAGGAGACUCUGCGACCCGAGGACGAUGGCUUUGCGAGCCGCCACUUCUUCAGCCCCAUUCGGCUCGUGCCUCGAUCACAAGGCCGACGAGGACCCGCCAACAUGACUCAGACCCAGAUGUCGUCCUUUUUUGAAUCCGAGCCCGUCCUCGAGUCCCAGUACAGAGUCGCAGUGCGUCCGAAAAAGAACCAUGGACCACCUAGCUAGUAUCAUGGACCACUUUACUAGUAUCUUCAUCGGAUCGGACGAUAUACCUGCCUCGGACAAGAUGCCACAUACACUCAUAACGGCAACUCUCAACUUCUUCAGCAAUUCUCCACUUCUCCUCCAAUAGCAACGAAGAAUAGCACAGAUGAUCAAAGCAAGCAAGCAUUGCCAU